CUCGGGUCCAAUCUUGCGCCCUCUGCUGUUCCAAUACAAUUGCUGCACGAAGGCGGACAUUGGUGGCGAAAAAUGCGCUUUUACGGUCACUUCGUAACGAAAAGGUCAGGCCCGCUGUCUGCAACAUCCGGCAUGCGAACUCUCGAGUGAUGCCGAAAAAGAUUUCGGGUGCUGGUCAUGGUGUCCGGGGUGAAGGUGUGGGACCCCCUCCACGCGGGCCUAAUUCACUCUCGCCUGAGUGAAGGACACCUGGGUUCCGCGUUAGCGCCCCCCUGCGCCCUCAUACGUCGUGCCGCCGAGGACUCCGCGUCCCUCCAGAGUCAGAACCAGACCACGUUUUCGUCCACUCCUUUCACUCUAAUAGCCGCAGAACCCCAUCAUUCACCUGUUCUCUCAGACCGGGCCAAACCAAACCCUCAGACCAAGCGAGGGGAGGGGAAAGGGGUAACCCGUCGGCUGGAGAUGAAGGGGAAAAGGCAUUGUAAUCGAGGAGAUGCGGUGAUGGAGGACAGGCCGGAAAGCAUGGCCGACGGAGCUAAAAAUGCAAAAAUCACCCUAAGCUUCCCAGUUAGCGCCGGGCCCCUCCCGGCCUCACUGACGUCAUCCAGCUAUUGUCGUAACGCCGCGUCAUCCUCUUCCCCACACAGACGCCGGCCUUCUUAUAAGAGCUCAGACGAGGGGUCUCUAUGGAAACUGGACUCCACCAUGGACGUAAAGCACAGACCUUUUAAGCCCCAAAGGCACGACAGUUCUCCGUCCUCGUCUCCCUCCUCAUCCCCAAUGACUGUUCACGCACUUAUCAGAAAGGAUAUAAAAUCCCCGCCUCCUCUCAAGUGCUCCAAACUGUCUCCAGAGACCCAGUUUCACAAGUCUGCGGGAGGAUGUUCUAGCUCCGCUCUAGCGGGCUCAUACGGCGGAGACGGAUGGGACGAGAGACACAAGACCGCCAACGGCGCAGCUUCACCCUCACAAACAGCCCAGAUACUCUUCAGCCUGGGCACCUCGGCCUAUCCGAGAGGAGGCGGGGACGCAGAGAGGAAGGCGAAGAUUACGGGACGACCAGCUGGGAAGCUGGGAAGCCCUCGCGGACCAAGUCUACACCCACCCGCACUCCACCUCCCGCCCCCUCUUCCGCCACCCCCUCCUCCCCCAUCUGAGGGGCUCACUGCACCCCCCCACUCCUCCUCCUACUCCCCCACGGACAGCCUCAAGCCCGAACUGAUUUGUGGGGUUUGCCACCGACUCUUCAGCUCGGCCUCCUCACUCACUGUCCACAUGCGGCUGCAUCGUGGAAGCCGCGCCCUCAGCUGCCGUUUUUGCGGCAAAGUCUUCAUCCACAGCAAGCGACUGCAAUCUCACGAGGCCUCCUGCAGGGUGCCGGGGCUGCCUUCCCGCAUGGGCCCGUCUCUUGCUGUGCAGCCGAAGGAGGAGCCAUUGGAGGAAGGGGAAGUGAGAGUGGAGGAAGCGGAAAUGGACAUGAGUAAGGCCAGGCCGGAGAAAAAAGCAGGUAGCCUGUUGGCAUGUGUGCAAGGCGAUGAUGAUGCCGCAGCCACAGAGCUCCUAGCGAGUGACGAGAGCCAUUUUGUGAAGGUGGUGGACGGCAACGUCAUUUACUUCUGCUCUGUGUGCGAGCGCUCUUACAUGACAUUGUCCAGCCUUAAGCGUCAUUCCAACGUGCACUCGUGGCGACGCAGGUACCCGUGCCAUUACUGCGACAAGGUCUUUGCCCUGGCCGAGUACCGCACAAAGCAUGAGGUGUGGCACACUGGGGAGCGGCGUUACCAAUGCAUCUUCUGCUGGGAUGCCUUUGCGACCUACUACAAUCUCAAAACUCAUCAGAAGACCAUUCACGGCAUCAAUCCCAGUCUGAUCUCCAGUGAAAAGACAGCCAACGGCGGCUAUAAGCAGAAGGCAAACGCCCUCAAGCUCUACCGCCUCCUUCCCAUGCGCUCACAGAAGAGACCAUAUAAGACUUACAGUGACACAUUGCAUAACGGCCUGCUGAUGUCACCGGCUGAAGCCCCUUCCCUUUCUCUGCCGGGCCUGGGCUGUGCUCUUGGACCCGGGGACCUACCAAGUUUCAUCGGCGGGAACCACCCUCAGAGCGUCAAGCCUGACCCUGACGGCUUGUCUGAUGACAUCCUCAUUGCUGAACACAACCACUCUGGGUCGCCGCUCUUCCCCCAACCAGACUCCCCCCAGCUUAAAAAGCACGACGAGGCCCCCGAGUUAGAGCUGCAUCGAGGCGGCUCCAAAAUGUCCAGUAGCGGCAAAGCCAAAACUCACAAAAUGGCGAGAGACACGGACUCACCAAGCAUGCCCUCUGUGAUCACAUAUGGACGCACAAAACCCUCUGUCAUAGUUCACGGAACCGCUGUGUCAUCCUCUGUCAUUGUGCACAGCAACCAGCUAUCCCCUGGGAGUGAACAAAACAAACCUUCUGAAAUCAACGUCAGUCAGACCUCGCACAAGGUCAGCGCGAGAUCAUUAAAGAGACAGAGGGACGGCGCAGACAGCCACCAAAAAAGGUCCCGAGAUAGCUCUGAUCCGACAAGACAGAAUGCAGAGACAGAUGGGUCCUGUUUUAAGUCCAGAAAGUCCCACAGCAAGAAUGACCUAUCGAAGCCAAAGCAGCCGUCGCCGUCGGUGGACUCACUUGUCAAAGAGACGGGCCCGCUCUGCCAGAUCACUGUGCGUAUUGGGGAGGAGGCUAUAGUGAAGCGCAGCAUCUCCGAGACAGACCUCAGGAGAGACAAAAGCCACUCUCCCCCCAAAAACAAAAGAGGUGAAGCAUCUUCGGUUAAGGCCGCCCAGCAUCACAAACACCAUGUCCACAGGCGGGCCAGCCAGGGGCAGGAGGAAGAUAAGGGAGGAGAUAGCAAGGAGGAGGUGGGCGAAAACAUGAGCAACUCCUGCGACGAGUUGAGGGAGUACAACUUUCGCCAAAAAGUGCGUGAGCAGGAGAGCGACCACGACACGGAGGACAACCUGUGGCGACCUUACUACUCCUACAAGCCCAAGAAAAAGGCGCAGGCACAUCUGCAGAGGUUCAAAAGCUGGCAGCGGAAACUCAAGUUUAAGCGCGCUCUUCGGCUGAAGAGGAGAGCGGAGAAGCUGAAAAAGUCUGAGAAUAAAGAAAUUGGGAAAUCACAAGAUGAGGAGGAGGAGGAGGACGAGGAGGGCGGAAAGCCCUCAGAGGCUGACAAGGCUGGAUGUGAACGAGAAGACAAACAAUUAAAGGAGGCCUCCCAUGAGCGCUCCGCCCCUUCUGCGCCAUCCCCAAAGCCUCCUCUCGCGACCUCCAUCGCUGCUACGGGACUCAAAAGGCGGCCUUGGACCAAUGGGAAUGCUGCAGAGUGCGCUACAUGUGGCUGCUGGUUCUCGAGCACCAGCAAGCGGGACCAGCACGAGCUGAGCCAUCUUCUGGAGUUUGUCUGCCUCUUCUGCCGAGCCACUUUCCCCUCAAGGGACAAAUUAGAAGGCCACCAGAGGAUCCAGCAUCCCAAGCCCGCCGACAUAUCCGCAGCCGUGCAAAAAGUGCCACUCGGCGAGCAUCCCACUGUGGUCAAGCCUGAGUAUGGUGACGAAAAGCAAGCUCAGGUCAACUUGAGUAACUCGAGUCCGCCCCGCCUAAGCAGGAGAGCGUUGUCAAGGCACACCUGCCCACAGUGUCACAAAGUGUGCAAGACGUCCUCUGCGCUCAGUCGCCACAUCCGACGUCACGAGUUCACCGGUUCUCCAGAGAGGACAAAGGAAGACGACGGUCCGGAGCCCCAAGCGACGGCCGAGAGCAAAGACAAGGUCUGUGAAAAAGGCAAGGUUGUGUCAGUCAUAAGCUACUUGACAGCAGACCCCCCUAAAAGUGCUGACUCGUCAUCAUCACCAGACCAUCACAGUGAACCAACAUCCCAACACUGGCAAGCGGAGUCCGGUGACAAGCCUGAAGUGGCAGAGCGCACGUACCUGGAAUCUGAGACGAAGCUCAGCCCAAAGAUUAGUGAGAGCCCUGUUAACCUUGCGCCCACUAAAGCUCAACCCCCCGUAUCCACACCCCCCAAUCUCCAGACUGUGCUGGUCAUGAACGGGCCCGAAUGUUUGGACUUCUGCACCCCCGGCAAACGGAACCCAGACAAAAUGGCGAGCCCUGUCCACGGUAUGGUAAACCCUCGCACCUCAGCUAAUGUACCCGUGCUGCCACAGACCAGAAUAACCACUGCUGCCCCCCCUGUUUCCGUAGGAACCGCUAACAGUUCGGAUCGGGGAGUUUUGGCACGAGAUGGGGUCAUUAUGGACAGAGAGAGGCAAGCUCGGAGCGGUAUGCUUGUGCGCGGCAGCUACCAGGAACUCCCCCUGGUCCAAGCUCUCCGAGUUCAGUCACUGUCCCGCAGUCCGUCUCCCAAUGAAGCACAAGACCUGACCAUGUCCUCCAUCCUAGCUCGAGAGAGGGAGACAGAAAGGCAACGACUACAAAAGAGGGCGCUCGAGAAACGGCGAGAAAGGGGGAGAGACAAAGACCAAGAGAAAGACAUGGAACGGGUCCAACACUUGAGUCGACAUGAACAGACCACAGUGGACCAAACAACUCUAUUAGUUCCCAAAGAGGAGCCUUUGAGUCCUGUGCCGUCCCCGCAACAUAUCCCCACUAUAACCACUACAAAUGGGCCUCUGUCGCACAGACACACUCCAAAGUCUCCCUGCCGUCCUGGACUCUUAGCCGGAGCCAACCAACAGAUCCAAGAGCUAGACCGACUCACGUUACCCAACAGCGGGGACCGCCCCUCCGCCCAUGCUCUCCUCCUCCCGCGGGCACCAAAACCGCCUGAGCCUGAGCGUCACAACGCUCCCAGGGACGGCCAGCAUGUGGAACCUGCACCGGUGUGCUACCCUGUCCAGGAUUACCCCCUUCCCCUUCUUGUACCGGACACCUAUCAACCCAAUAAGAAGCAGGAAGACAACCUCCUUGUGUCCUCCUUUCCUGCCGGAGCGCUUCCCUUUGGACCUCUGGGAAAGAUGAUGGUCCCUAACGCCGCUGACUUGGCCAAGCUGCCGUUCUAUCCGGACCCGUACCAGCUCCUCUACGGCUCCCAGUUUCUGGCCUACCCAUACAAUGUGGCGGCUCUUCCUGUGGCUCUCAACAUGAUGGCGCCCGGGGCAGACAAGGUGGAGCCUCUGCCCUUCCUACCGGCCAUCUUCAACUAUACCGCGGGUGCGGGUCCCUAUAUGGGUGCCCCGCCGCACCCGCUGGUGGCCAAGCCCAGCUUCUACGGUGGUGGGAAGAAGCAACGAGACGGCAGCAGCAACAAACCAUAGGACGCCCAAAGGAUUCUUCUAUCACAACGAGGAUAGGACCGGGGAGGGAAGGGGUGGCCAAUGUUUGAGUGACCCAUCCUCACCCCCUCCCUCCCAUCUUUGUUCUCUGCUGUUUUGCCGUAGUGUGUCGUAGCUCUAGAACUUGAUUCUCUCACCUUGAAUAUACAAAUGAGAACUGCGUACAAGGUGUUUUCCUCCGGCGCCCCGUCAGUGUAGCCCGUCACAGCCUGAGCGCCGAGUGACUCGAAGCCAGUUAUAGACACUACUUACAAACGCUUGGGGUAGUUGGGCUUUGGGGUGAAAUUUCUGGAUGGAAACUACGAAAACCUUUACAGGUGGAGUUUGACCUCAAAACCUUUGAAUGUCCAAUUGUUCUCCGUUUCCGUGAUUUUUGCACAACUUGCUGUUCUCUAACAAGGAAGAAGUCCAAUGUCAAAAUUCAAAACAGGUACUUGAUCCAUAAAUCGAGCUCAUCAAUAUUCCGUUUCAUUUAAAUUUGGUAUUUAAACAGUCCACUAAGUCAUACCGCAGCAGAUGUCACAUUUCCCACGACCAGGUCAGAGUGAAUUUUAGGUUCAUGCUGAAAUUUCAGCCCAAAGCCGUGUGAAGGUUUUGCCAGUGGUGCGUUUGAGCAGCGCGGGCACGAAUCUCCGCAGACUCGCGGUGGUGGCGCGCGCUUGUAUCGAGGACAGUUUGUACGGUGACGCGCGUGCUGCGACUAAUGGGAUCUGCGCGUGUGCGGCUCGGGCCAAACAGGCAGUAUUCCUCCGCUAGUCUGCUUCGCACCAGUAGUGCGUCAAAGAGCCACGCGUGCAGAAGGGAUACGUCGUGCCGGAGAGUGUGCGACAACUCGUCUCGACACGCCGUGUGACUUUGUGGCCAGACGACACUGUGGGACGUGUAUAGCAUAGUUUAUACCUUAUGUGCACAAAUAUAGUCAACUAGUGGUCACUCAAAGGGGGGCACUUGUAGCUGCUUUGGAUAUGUAGCUGGUCACUGGGUUAAGAAAUGCAGGCUGGUAACUAUUGCACUUCCCUUCAUCUCGUUUCCUUUACUACGCAACAGAGGAAAUAAAGAUUUACCCCCCCCCCCCCCCGCCACUCUUGGAGUAGAAGGACAAAAAAAAAAUAUCUAAAGGAUUCAGGGUAUCGAGGUUUUUCUAGGUGAGGAAAAAGGAAGCAAACAUUUGACUUCUGAUGAGGUUGAGCUCAACAGCCAAAGUGAUGCCUGGACAUCCCCCCCCCUCCCCCCAUGUCGUUACGUUAUCGCUUGUAUGUUCAACGAUGUUGCUGGUUAGGCCCCUCCCCUCUUGUGGCAGUGGCUCCGAGGGGCGGGGGGGGACCUCAACCUAAAGAUAUGAAUGUAUAUUUUAGUGAUGCGGUCAAUGAAGUACAGCUGCAUUAAUGGUAGACUAUGGCAAACCUUUUGAGUAUUUCUUCCACGUCCUUGAUAGCCACUUUAGAAGUCUGUGUACUAUGAUGCUCUUUGUCCUGGCCAGUAAGACAAUACUCCACACUAGGAGUACGACGAAAGUGUAGUAGUGGAAUUGACAGUUCCAUGUUUUACUAGUAAUGUUGUUUUUUUUUUUUCCCCA
Molecule: messenger RNA, 6904 nt
Organism: Syngnathoides biaculeatus (alligator pipefish)
Lineage: Eukaryota; Metazoa; Chordata; Actinopteri; Syngnathiformes; Syngnathidae
Gene: zbtb4
Product: zinc finger and BTB domain containing 4
Exons: 3
Coding region: 178-5310 (1710 amino acids)
Biological process (GO): regulation of DNA-templated transcription
Molecular function (GO): RNA polymerase II cis-regulatory region sequence-specific DNA binding; DNA-binding transcription factor activity, RNA polymerase II-specific
Source: RefSeq, a predicted model, not a curated record